AUGCUCAUCUACUUCCUGGUUUUAUUAUAUUCUUCUCUGUUCAUCUACUUCCUCGCUUUAUUAUAUCCUCCUCAGCACUUCUACAUUCUGGCUUUAUUAUAUGCUCCUCUGCUCAUCUACUUUGUGACUUUAUUAUAUCCUCCUCUGGUCAUCUACUUCCUGGCUUUAUUAUAUUCUCCUCAGCUCAUCUACUUCCUCGCUUUAUUAUAUCCUCCUCAGCACUUCUACAUUCUGGCUUUAUUAUAUCCUCCUCUGCUCAUCUACUUUGUGACUUUAUUAUAUGCUCCUCUGCUCAUCUACUUCCUGGCUUUAUUAUAUCCUCUUCAGCUCAUCUACUUUUUGGCUUUAUUAUAUCCUCCACUGCUCAUCUACUUCCUGACUAUAUUAUAUCCUCCUAUGCUCAUCUACUUCCUGGCUUUAUUAUAUCUUCCUCAGCUCAUUUACUUCCUGGCCUUAUUAUACCCUCUUCUACUCAUCUACUUCCUGACUUUACUCAUCUACUUCCUGGCUUUAUUAUAUCUUCCUCAGCUCAUAUACAUCCUGACUUUAUUAUAUCAACCUCAGCUCAUCUACUUCCUGGCUUUAUAUUAUCCUCCUCAGCUCAUCUGCUUCCUGGCUUUAUUAUAUCUUCCUCAGCUCAUCUACUUCCUGGAUUUAUUUUAUCUUCCUCAGCUCAUCUACUUCCUGGCUUUAUUACAUCUUCCUCAGGUCAUCUAUUUCCUGACCUUAUUAUAUCAGCCUCAGCUCAUCUACUUCCUCGCUUUAUUAUAUCUUCCUCAGCACAUCAACUUCCUGGCUUUAUUAUAUCCUCCUCAGCUCAUCUACUUCCUGACUCAAUUAUAUCAGCUUCAGCUUAUCUACUUCCUUGCUUUGUUAUAUCUUCAGCUCAUCUACUUCCUGACUUUAUUUUAUCAGCCUCAGCUCAUCUAG
This is a messenger RNA of Macrobrachium nipponense, 930 nucleotides long. RefSeq lists its product as uncharacterized. The transcript is spliced from 2 exons. The record is from RefSeq and is a predicted model, not a curated record. Bases 1 to 930 code for a protein of 309 amino acids. Lineage: Eukaryota; Metazoa; Arthropoda; Malacostraca; Decapoda; Palaemonidae.